UCUACUGAAGCGUCAUAUACGUUAUAUAAUAUAAAUGUGUGCCUUUACGUACUUGUCGGAAGUUUAACAUUGCUUCAGGUGAAAGUAAACUGUACUAGUUAAUAGACAACGAUCGUAAACGACGUUUAAAACGGGAAUAUUAGAACAUACUUUAUUUAAUAAUAUAAAUGUGUGCCUUUACUGACUUGUCGGAACUUAAACCUAAGAGGUCAACUAGCGGUCGUCACGAGAAAAUUGGAACAUAAACCCACUAGUAUCGAUUAGCAUACAUGUGCUCUUGUUUUGGUAGAGGAAGUUUGUGAAGAUCUGUUUUGAUAUUUAAACAUUGAUUUAGGUCUGCUGGUAAGAACAUUGACAUUGUAUUCAUUGAAAAUGCUUGAAAGAAGUUUUGUAAAGUGCAAAGAUGGAACAUAUAUUUAAAAGUAUAGUGAGUUUGGAUAAUUAAACAGUGCCUUUAAUCUACUGGUGAAUAUUCCAAUGGAUGGACUAGCCAGUACAGAUGACAAACUAUGAACAUCCCCAAGCUGCCAUGGAGGAGCCUGCUGAUUUUUAUCAACGUGACCACCAUAAUCACGGGCUUCUGUACAUUCAUGCCCCUGUCCUAUGUCACAUACUACUUCUUGGACCACUGUGUCCUUUUUGCCAAAGUCGCAAUAUCGAAGAUGAAUACCACUACGUUGACAGUUGACAUGACGAAAACAAAGUGGGGCUCGCAAUCAGACUGUCGGUUUCCGACAUAUACGCCUUUAGUCAUGAGUAUUCAUGCUUUCAUCUGGUGCUGGUUCUUCUUGCUGCUCAAGGAACAAUUAAAGAAGGACCGUCAGGACCUGCCGAUGCUGAUCAUGUCGUUUCUGUUUCACACGGUGCUAGUUGUGGUCAGUUUUGUGGUGGCCAGUAUGAUCAGCGCUGGAAUGAACACCUGGUGUGCCAAUCUGGAGUUCGAGAUUAGCCUCAAACCAAGUCGUUUGUUUUUCACUUGUGAGCAAACUCAGGGUCUACUUUGGCUCAACAUAUUUAGCGACGAGCUGCACCCGACAUAUACAUUCCUAAAUACUUCAAAGAUCUCGUCGUGGCUUCAGACGCUCACCAUCCUUUGCCAGAGCGUCGCUAGUGGCUACAAACUAUACUCCUGGGUGGUCGGAGAGACACAAGGACGCUUCCGGUUAGACUUUGGCGCCUGUCGCGGGUUCGCCAGUCCUUCCAGCUCCAACUCCGCGUACGUGGACUUUGAGCAGACGGACGAUGAAGAAACGUUUGAACCAAUCGUAGAUGAUACGGUGGUCGAUCAAGGGUCCAUAAAUUCUGACCGUGUGGACAAUAAACACAAAUGUAACGGUAAAAUGAACACUAGAGCAUUGCUUAAAAGUGAAACAAACGACAGUAACUGUAAUGUUGUCAUAGAACCGUUACCGGUGAAUGUAGCAAACAGUGGGACACAUGUAUGACCCUGUCGAAGGAGGCAUGUCCAGUAGGUAUGUCGUAAAUGCGAACUUUGACCUGUGAUUUUAAAGAACAGUGGGUCGUAUCAGGGUGACAUGUCUAGUAAGAAUGUCGUUCGUGCGAACCUUAUCCGGUAUUUUCAACGAACAGUGGGUCGCAUUUAUAACUCUGCACCAGGAGGCAUGCCUUGUAGGAAUGUCAUACAUGCGAACCUUGACCUGUGAUUUCAACGAACAGUGGGUCGCAUUUAUAACUCUGCACCAGGAGGCAUGUCUUGUAGGAAUGUCAUAUAUGCGAACCUUGACCUGUGAUUUCAACGAACAGUGGGUCGCAUUUAUAACUCUGCACCAGGAGGCAUGUCUUGUAGGAAUGUCAUACAUGUGAACCUUGACCUGUGAUUUCAACGAACAGUGGGGCGCAUUUAUGACGCUGCAUCAGAGGGCAUGUCUAGUAGAAAUGUCAUACAUGCUAACCUUGACCUGUAUUUUCAACGAACAGUGGGUCGCAUUUAUGACGCUACAUCAGGAGGCAUGUCUUGUAGGUGCGAACACUCUUUGUGAUAUUUAGUGUGUUUGAACUAGAAAUCAAAAUGUAAUAUAGCUUUGUAAUGUAAAAUAUUCCAGGACCACACAUUUUUUUGUUAUCAAAGGUUGCAAAUUCGUUUGCCGUUAUUGCCAAAUAUUUUGUGUUCAGUGAGAUUAAUGCUAUGAUGUUUUGCCAUGAUUUUAAUGUUGUUUACUGUUCCAUGUUUUGAACUGGUUAGGUAUUUAAUGCCUAACCGGUGCUAUAUGUUCUGUGCACUUACAUGUUUUUAUCAAGGGUUGUGUUUUAUAAUUGUGCUGCACGUAAUGAACUGAUAUCAUUUUAUUCAAGUUUAUUCCAGUUUUGUUGUAUUGAUAUGAAAACUGAAACCAAAAAAAAAUAUUUUGAAAGUU
Messenger RNA from Mya arenaria, 2375 nucleotides. RefSeq names its product transmembrane protein 179-like. Lineage: Eukaryota; Metazoa; Mollusca; Bivalvia; Myida; Myidae. The record is from RefSeq and is a predicted model, not a curated record. The coding region runs from base 510 to 1445 and encodes 311 amino acids. The transcript is spliced from 5 exons.